Molecule: messenger RNA, 3309 nt
Organism: Closterium sp. NIES-65
Lineage: Eukaryota; Viridiplantae; Streptophyta; Zygnematophyceae; Desmidiales; Closteriaceae
Source: the annotation of a GenBank genome assembly
AUGGCGGGGUGUGCCUUGGGAUUUACAGCAGCAGCUGGGAAUCUGAGUAACAGGGGACUUUUGAGGUGCCUCAAACGUUUGCCUGGGGGUUCACAGAAGAAGAAGCAGCAGCAGCAGCAGCAGCAGCAGCAGCAGCAGCUGGUGGUGGGGUUUGGGUGCGAGGGUACCACCGGGACUAAGGGCCUGCAGAUUCAGCGAGCAAUCCCGGUGCCGCUCCCCUCAGACGUCUGUGAUAGUGACAGUAACGGCAACACUGCUCCUCUCCUAUCCCAACCUCCGCUGCUCUCCCUCCCCUCGGUCUCUCCUGCCACAGGCCUGCAGAUUCAGAGAGCAAGCCCAGUGCCGCUCCCCUCAGACGCCUCUAAUGAGAGCGUCUAUGGGGACUGUGACAGUAACGGCAACACUGCUCCUAACCACUGCCCUGACUUCCUUAUCCCAACCCCUGCUCCUCCCUCUCCCUUCUUUCUCCUCGCCACACAGGCCUGCAGAUUCAGCGAGCAAGCCCGGUGCCUCUCCCUUCAGACGUCUCUGAUGAGAGUGACUACAAGGACUGUGACAGUAGCGAAGGGGAAACCAGCAGCAGCAGCAGCAGCAGCAGCAGCAGCAGCAGCAGCAGCAGCAGCAGCAGCAGCAGCAGCAGCAGCAGCAGCAGCAGCAGCAGCAGCAGCAGCAGCAGCAGCAGCAGCAGCAGCAGCAGCAGCAGCAGCAGCAGCAGCGGCAGCAGCAGCGGCAGCAGCAGCGGCAGCAGCGGCAGUGGCGGUAGCAGCGGCUCUUCCAGCACCCCCUCAACUGAAUCCGUCCCAAGUGAGAGCUCCCUUCAGAUUGCACGCCUCUGAUGAUAGUGACUCACUUAAAGAGGACUAUGAGAGGGUCACGGUGGAGGGUUAUCUGGAGCAGGCUUUACUGGCGGCGGGCAUGAUACUUCCUAGCAACUUCGGGGAUCUGUUCAAGAUCGGGUGGAGCCGUAGCAGCAGGACGGACAAAGGGGUGCAUUCAGUGGCAACGGUGGUGUCGGUGAAGCUCGAGCUGCCAGAGGGUCUUUUCCACAAGGGGCAAGGCCAGACCGAGAGUCCCAGAGAGUCCUUUCAAGAAGGGGCAGGCAAGGUGCACUCAGUGGCAACUGUUGUGUCUGUGAAACUAGAACUACCAGAGAGCCUCUUUCACAAGGGGCAAGACCGCCAGGAGGAGGAGCGGGAAGGGCAAGCGGUAGCUGACGCCAUCAAUGCGCAUCUGCCCCCCUCCAUCCGUGUGUUUGGCGCCGUACCCGUCACCAAAGAAGCAGCAGCAGCAGCUAAUGCCAUCACGCCCAUCUGCCCCCCUCCAUCCGUGUGUUUGGCGCCGUACCCGUCACCAAGUGAGUGCCGCUCAUUCAGGAGGGUGCAGGAGGAGCAGGAAGGCAUGGCAGUGACCAACCGCACCUCCUACCACUGCCGUGCUCACCUGCUCUCAUGCUCACCUGCUGUCAUGCUCACCUGCUGUCAUGCUCACCUGCUCUCAUGCUCACCUGCUGUCAUGCUCACCUGCUGUCAUGCUCACCUGCUGUCAUGCUCACCUGCUGUCAUGCUCACCUGCUGUCAUGCUCACCUGCUGUCGUGCUCACCUGCUGUCGUGCUCACCUGCUGUCAUGCUCACCUGCUGUCAUGCUCACCUGCUGUCAUGCUCACCUGCUGUCAUGCUCACCUGCUGCCAUGCUCACCUGCUGUCAUGCUCACCUGCUGUCAUGCUCACCUGCUGUCAUGCUCACCUGCUGUCAUGCUCACCUGCUGUCAUGCUCACCUGCUGUCAUGCUCACCUGCUGUCAUGCUCACCUGCUGUCAUGCUCACCUGCUGUCAUGCUCACCUGCUGUCGUGCUCACCUGCUGUCGUGCUCACCUGCUGUCAUGCUCACCUGCUGUCAUGCUCACCUGCUGUCAUGCUCACCUGCUGUCAUGCUCACCUGCUGUCAUGCUCACCUGCUGUCAUGCUCACCUGCUGUCAUGCUCACCUGCUGUCAUGCUCACCUGCUGUCAUGCUCACCUGCUGUCAUGCUCACCUGCUGUCAUGCUCACCUGCUGUCGUGCUCACCUGCUGUCAUGCUCACCUGCUGUCAUGCUCACCUGCUGUCAUGCUCACCUGCUGUCAUGCUCACCUGCUGCCAUGCUCACCUGCUGUCAUGCUCACCUGCUGUCAUGCUCACCUGCUGUCAUGCUCACCUGCUGUCAUGCUCACCUGCUGUCAUGCUCACCUGCUGUCAUGCUCACCUGCUGUCAUGCUCACCUGCUGUCAUGCUCACCUGCUGUCAUGCUCACCUGCUGUCAUGCUCACCUGCUGUCAUGCUCACCUGCUGUCAUGCUCACCUGCUGUCAUGCUCACCUGCUGUCAUGCUCACCUGCUGUCAUGCUCACCUGCUGUCAUGCUCACCUGCUGUCAUGCUCACCUGCUGUCAUGCUCACCUGCUGUCAUGCUCACCUGCUGUCAUGCUCACCUGCUGUCAUGCUCACCUGCUGUCAUGCUCACCUGCUGUCAUGCUCACCUGCUGUCAUGCUCACCUGCUGUCAUGCUCACCUGCUGUCAUGCUCACCUGCUGUCAUGCUCACCUGCUGUCAUGCUCACCUGCUGUCAUGCUCACCUGCUGUCAUGCUCACCUGCUGUCGUGCUCACCUGCUGUCGUGCUCACCUGCUGUCAUGCUCACCUGCUGUCGUGCUCACCUGCUGUCGUGCUCACCUGCUGUCAUGCUCACCUGCUGUCGUGCUCACCUGCUGUCGUGCUCACCUGCUGUCAUGCUCACCUGCUGUCAUGCUCACCUGCUGUCAUGCUCACCUGCUGUCAUGCUCACCUGCUGCCAUGCUCACCUGCUGUCAUGCUCACCUGCUGUCAUGCUCACCUGCUGUCAUGCUCACCUGCUGUCAUGCUCACCUGCUGUCAUGCUCACCUGCUGUCAUGCUCACCUGCUGUCAUGCUCACCUGCUGUCAUGCUCACCUGCUGUCAUGCUCACCUGCUGUCAUGCUCACCUGCUGUCGUGCUCACCUGCUGUCAUGCUCACCUGCUGUCAUGCUCACCUGCUGUCGUGCUCACCUGCUGUCGUGCUCACCUGCUGUCAUGCUCACCUGCUGUCGUGCUCACCUGCUGUCGUGCUCACCUGCUGUCAUGCUCACCUGCUCUCAUGCUCACCUGCUGUCGUGCUCACCUGCUGUCGUGCUCACCUGUGGCCAUCUCCCCCUCCAUGCAGGAGCUUCUUGGCCAGAAGGGCGUGUGUGAGCCCCACCUACCACUACUUGCAGGAGGAGUGGAGGACUGGAAAAGGGGGUGGGAGAAGAGGGGGGGAUGA